AACCCACGCCUAACUUUUUUUCGUUUGUUUAACUUUAUUACACAGAUAUUGUUGUCGUACCCGGCCGCGGCCCGGCCUAUUCUGUUUGUUGCUGGUAUAAUUAUAGAUAAACUUACUAUGAUCGUAAAUUAAUCUUAAAGACACUCAAAAUAUUUAAUUAGUACAGUGUUGUGAGUAAUAUUAAGUCGAUAAGUGUCAAGUGAAGAGUAAAAAUGGGUUGCGCGCAAAGUGAGAUUUCACCCCAAAAUGAAACUCCGAAGAAAGGUUGCACCGAUGUCCUUUGGUUGGUGAUCUAUAUUAUAUUUUGGGUGCUUAUGCUCGUAAUCGCAGCAAUAUCGUUCGUUUACGGGAAUCCUGCAAGAAUAAUCAAUGGGUUUGACUCAUUCGGCAACACAUGUGGUGUCAAAACCAACCAGAAGCUCAUAAACUAUCCUUUAGCGGGAAUCAGCACAAUAGACAAGCCCUAUUUGUUUUUUCUGGAUAUAAAGGAACUGAGGAGAUCUAUAAAAAUUUGCGUAAAGCAAUGUCCUAAUAAGAAAUUGAACGAUUUGGCUGCUAUACAGCAGUUCUAUCGUGAAACGGGUUCUAAUCUGUGUACUUAUGAAACAAGGCUGAACGAGCUGGUAAAAUACGAUGGACUGCACAGCAUGAUAGGGCCAUGCCCCGUAACACCUGUAGUUGAAACAUUUCCUCUCCUGAACAGAUGCAUUCCGAAGUCCUUUAAAGAGUUUUCGGAGAAAGUUUCUACAGAUGUGUACAACUUGCUCAAUAGUUGGGGUACGAUUGAACAGAUGUUGACGGACUUGUAUUCAUCAUGGAAAGAAAUGAUAAUAUGUGUCAUCGUUGCAUUAUUGUGUUCCUUGAUCAUGGUUUCCAUACUGCACUUGCUGGCUACCGUCGUGUCUUGGAUUUUCAUGAUAGUCGUAUCAGUAGUAAGCAUUGCUGGCACCAUUCUUCUGUGGUACACAUAUUACGAGUUGAGACGUGGAAACCAGAACUUCACAGGAUCCAUAUAUUUGACAGAAAAUCUUAAGAAUGAGACUGCAUUCCUCUGGUAUUCGAUCAUUGCUACUAUUAUUACGGUGAUCUUACUACUGCUAGUAUACGUGAUGCGUUCCCGCGUAUCGUUCCUGGCUCAACUGUUUCGCGAGACCGCACACUGUCUCGGCUCCAUACCGGCUUUGUUCGUCCAGCCGAUCAUCACUUUCUUCUUCCUCGUGCUGUUUUUCGCUUUCUGGUCUAUUGUCGUGGCUUGCCUCGCAACAGCCACGUAUCCCGGCAUUCCGUACAAGUUUAACUUCUUCAUCAACGGCUCCCAGCUGCCAGAUGUGGUCAACAACGCAUCUAUCAGAACGCAAAAUGUCAACAGCAGCGCUAUACCGAAACCAUUCAGCCUGGACCCCAUAGAGUUCAGCCCCUCAUGGGUGCAGAGCAUGUGGUGGAUGUGCCUCAUCUGCCUCGUGUGGGGCAGCGAGUUCAUCCUCGGCUGCCAGCAGAUGACCAUCGCUGGAGCCGUGUCGCACUGGUACUUCCGCGGUGAGAACGCGCACUCUCCCGUACUGUACUCCAUCGGCAAGCUGGUCAAGUACCAUCUCGGCUCCGUCGCUAAAGGCUCCUUCCUCAUCACGCUGUUCAAGAUACCGAGGCUUAUACUCACUUAUCUACAUGCUAAAUUGUCGGCCAGUGCCGACAAGGGCUCGGAAUGCGCCAAGUGCGGCCUGAAGUGCGGCAUCUGCUGUUUCUACUGCCUGGAGAAGUUCAUGCGCUACCUCAACCACAACGCCUACACUAUCAUCACUAUAGAGCGCUGCAACUUCUGCAGAGCUGCUGGCAAGGCGUUCAGCACAAUAGUGAACAACGCGCUCCAAGUGGCCACGAUCAACAGCGUGGGCGACUUCAUCCUGUUCCUCGGCAAGUGCAUCGUGACCGCCGUCACCGGCAUCAUCGGCCUGCUGCUCGUCAAGCGGAACCCGGACCUGCACUUCUACGCCGUGCCCACGCUCUUCAUCUGCAUUUACUCCUUCUUUAUUGCGCAUUGCAUCCUGUCUUUAUACGAGAUGGUAGUGGACACGCUGUUCCUCUGCGUGUGUGAAGACCGCAACAUGAACGCCGGCGAGGGCCGCUGGAAGAACUCCCGCCUGGCCGAGCUCGGCGGACACAAGCCGGACGACCUGGACACCACCGACCACGAGCUGCGCAAUCUCGACGCCAAGUAUUAACGGUAACGAAAGUCCGGAGGCAUUUAUAUUAUUUAUCAAAUAAACAUAGAGUAGGUAUAAGUUUAAAACGAAAAACAUCGAGAAAUGCUUUCAUGCAAGAAUUUUAUGUGUAUGUAAAUUAGAGGCGCAUGUACCUUUAUUUGAAGCUCUUAUUGGUAAUCUUUUUUUAUAUUUAUAGAUAGGUGUUUAGGACAUUAAUUUAUUGCUAUUCAAAGUAUUGUUCUCAUCGCAUUUUUGUCCAUCUUUAUAUGAUAUAAGUAAUAACUACUCUAUUGAAUCUGGUGUCUAAUUUUGGUGAUAUCUUGUGAUAGCACCUGUUUUAAAAAUCACUAGCGUUUAAUAAACUUUAAUGUUUUUAAUGGGUGUGCGCACAAAAGAUUUAAUUGAUAUUAGAUUCAAACGCACCCUAAUUUGUAAGACUUUAAAAAUCAUUUUAUUAAAGUUUGCAUUUAUAGUUAUACAUAUUCUCAUAAAAUGUAUAUACCUGGCGCUACUAUUGCAAGAUAAUAUUAAGUUUUGAUGAUAUCUAUUAUACAAGUUGCUAGUAUUUUAUAGCGUUUUUAUGCGAUUUUUGAUAGAUUUGAAUUUUAUUUUUGUAGUAUAAAGUAUAAAACACGACUUAUAUUGGCAGACUGUUUUUAAUUGAGACAGUAUAUUCUUAUAUUAUUCAGUGUGAAGCUUUAACAUAAGUACCUACGGUAAUAAUAUUAGUCUGAUUUUUUCUUAUUUUUAAACUUCAUAGUUAAAAAAAACAGACGAGAAAAAUACUCCAAUCUUAACUUUUGAUUUAAUUCCUUUUGGCAUCUUUUAUAUCCUUUCAAUUUAAGGUUUUUCACUUCCAUGAGUCCAUUCCUUUCCUGAAGUAUUUUUAUAAAUCUCAUUAUUUAAUACUCUAAGAUAGUUUAUUUAGCUCUAAGAUUAAAUCAUUAAUUAAUAUUAUAUUUUUACAUAUAAAAAUCAAUGCAAGAAGAAUUAAUUUGUAAUACUUAAAACUUUAAGCACUAAAUAAGAUUAAACAGUGUUAUGAGAAUAAUAAUUGAGUGUUCCGUUGAAAGUUGUAACAAACUUGUGAAUCAUAUGAAAAGCACAGGAGGAAAACUAUAAAUUUUCAUUUUAUUGAGUUUAUCAGUAAAAUUCUAUACUGUACCAUGACCGUUAGGACAGGGAAUUGUAACAAAACUAUUUCCUGGAUAACGGGUUUAACCUUUUGAAUGCCACGCCUAUUAUAUACAACGCGCCAUUGCAAACUUUAUCGUAAUGCGCAAAGGUUCAUAUUACCCUGUAACCGAGCUCGUCAGUUGCACGUCUUUUGUUUUGCGGUCAGAGGGUUAAAGAUCGGUUUUCCUAGGAUAGCGGUGCCGUC
Cydia fagiglandana is the source of this 3582-nucleotide messenger RNA. RefSeq names its product choline transporter-like 1 (gene Ctl1). Bases 213 to 2219 code for a protein of 668 amino acids. The record is from RefSeq and is a predicted model, not a curated record. NCBI's taxonomy places the organism in Eukaryota, Metazoa, Arthropoda, Insecta, Lepidoptera, Tortricidae. Gene Ontology annotation, molecular function: transmembrane transporter activity. The transcript is spliced from 12 exons. Gene Ontology annotation, biological process: transmembrane transport.